CUGCAGAGAACUCCCCCCCUCGAGCCCCUUUAGUUUAAGACCAGGAGGUACUUCGGCCGGCGUGACAGUGAAGAGCGUCAGGAAGGACUGGAGAAGAUGAGAGCAGUAAAAGCGGCGUUAUUGUACAUAAAGAGGCAAUUUGAGUUGUUUUGAGAAAGCGAGAGAAGAAAAAUAACUCGGAGGAGGAGGUAGAAAAGAGGUAGGAAAAGAAAAGAAAAGAAAAGAAAAGGGAGUCGAGCCAAUUGGCAUCAUUUGAGUUAUUCAGGCUUAGCUCAAAAAUCUCUGUCCAGACUCAAAAACCGCCAAGGGCCUCUCGGUGCUGUCAGCACCGUGGAUGGUCUGCAAGAGGGAGCAUACAAGUCCACCAAUGUGAGGAUUUAUCGCUGGGACUCACUUAUGACACUGGACUUUGUUUUUCUUGCUGGUUCUAUGCAGCCCGCAAACGAAAUUCUUAAUAGUAGCCAAUAUUGAGAGCCAAAGCUACGACAAUGGGCCUGUAGAAUGGAGUAUGACAUUGACUUCUACAAACACUUUGCUUGGCUUAGAAAGGUAAACGUCCAGUCAUCAAACAACAGUGAGUCUUAUCAGGAGCGUUUAUCACGUCUGGAAGGAGACAAAGAAUCUCUCAUAUUGCAGGUGGGUGUGCUGACAGACCAGGUGGAAGCUCAGGAGGUAAAAAUCUGUGAUCUGCAGACUUCGGUGGUAGAGCAUCGGCUCAAACUCAACGCCACAGAAGAGAUGCUGCAGCAGGAGCUCCUGCAUAGGACAACCUUGGAGAAGCAGAAGCUCAGUCUUAAGGGGGAGGUGUCCUACCUGAAGCUGAAGCUGACAGACAUGGAGGAGAAACAGAGCCCAGGAGGAGAGAGGCAACAUAAAGCAGAGAGCGUUGUGAAUUUCAUUAGUGAGCUGCAGGAGCAGAUGUGUAGAUUUCAGAAGGAGAUCAAUAGCAAGAUCCAGGAGAAAAAAGCCUCUGAGAACCCAGCUGACAACAGCUCACCAGCGCCAUGCUCCGCCCACUCCUUGUCCCCCGAGGACGCCAACCCCUCAUGUUACACGGCAGCAGAGGUGAAGCCCAAACUAGAGGAGGAGGCUGCAGACGGGAUUGAUGAGAGUAGCUCAGAAGCAGAGCAGCUGCGACACAACGACGGCGAGAGCUGUUUGGUGCGGGAGCUCAAGAUUCUAAAAGACAAAGUGCAACAUUUGGAAGAUGAGAAGUUGGAGUAUGAGAAAAGACUCAAAGCAAGCAAGGUGGAAAUCAGCAGCCUUCAGCAGCUUCUCCUGGGUAAGAAUGCUGAGAUUGAGAGCUUACACACUCAGCUUUUAGCCAGACCUCCCCGAGCCACUGAGAGCACUGAGAGAGACCAAGAGCUGCAAAGACUUAGAAGAGACAUAAAAUCCUUGGAAGCUGCCAAUGAUGAAAAGGACCGGCACAUUGAGGAGCUCACUCUGCUCUUAAACCAGUGCAAGCAAUUCAGAGAUCUGACACACAACACAAGGCAAGCUCCACCUGCUGGCCAUUCACUGUCCAACGGGAGGACAAAUUCCAGUAGCAGUGAGGAAGAAGAGCAAGGUCUGAAGAAGAAUGCUGAUUCUAGCAGUGCAAAGUCUGAGGAUCUCAAGUCUGAUGUUUCCACAAAUAGUGCCUCCUCUCAUCAAACAUCAAUUUUGUCUCAGAAGGACAGUGAUUGCAGGCCAGAGACACAAACAUCAGCAAGUAGCAUGGCGGACUUAUCACCCGGUCAGACACAAAAGAGGGACACCAGGAGUCCGAUGCUGCCUGUCCGUUCGUCCCCUACAGAGAGCAGCACUGAGCUCCAAAGUGAACGCUCUCCAGAUGACAGUGAAGACGGAGACUCCAGCCAAACAAAGAACAGCCCCGGGACAAACAGCCCACCAGGCCAGAGGAAUGUGGGCUCGCCGGAAUACAUGAAGACAAACCGGAGCCUCAGGAGACUUUGGGGAAAACUUCGAAGAACAAAUUCUGGAGGCAGCAAUGCAGAGGAUCCAGAUACUGGUCCUUUUAGAAGAGGCGGGUUCCGAGCAACAGCGGGACCGAGACUGACCCGUACCCCGGAAUCUCCUGCCUCUGUACGCGACAUGAAUCUCCCGUUCAGCCAGUGGAGCAAGGAGCAGGUGUGUGGCUGGUUGGAGGACUAUGGGCUGGGCCACUACGUCAACCUCACAAGGCAGUGGGUUGAAUGUGGCCAGACGCUACUUUCUGCCACGCCUCAGGAUCUUGAAAAGGAGAUGGGAAUGAAGCACCCUUUGCACAGGAAGAAACUGCAGUUGGCAUUGAAGGCAUUCACCAAUAAAACAACAGAGAAGUCAUCGGAGUUAGAUCAUAUCUGGGUCACCCGAUGGCUGGAUGAUAUCGGCUUGCCUCAGUAUAAAGACCAGUUCCAUGAAGCUCGUGUGGACGGCCGCAUGAUACAAUACCUCACAGUGAAUGACCUCUUGAGCCUAAAAGUGACCAGUCAACUUCAUCAUCUCAGCAUCAAAUGUGCCAUCCACGUCCUCCAUGCUAACAAGUUUAACCCUCACUGCCUCAGACGCAGGCCUGGGGAAGACAAACAACCUUCCCCUUCUGAGGUAGUGCAGUGGUCAAACCACCGGGUGAUGGAGUGGCUUCGAGCAGUUGACCUUGCAGAGUAUGCACCUAAUCUACGGGGCAGUGGUGUCCACGGUGGACUAAUUAUCCUGGAGCCUCGCUUCAGCGCAGAGACUUUGGCCUUGCUCCUAAAUAUUCCCCCGCAGAAAACAUUGCUCCGUCGCCAUUUAGCCACAGCCUUCUCCACCCUGGUGGGGACUCAGGCCACGCAGGAGAAGAGAGAGUACGGCAAUGCUACAGGCCAUGUGCCCCUCACGACUACAUCGAAAGUGAAGCCCAAGAAACUUGGCUUCACCCAGUUUAGUCACCUUAGGAAGAGGAAACCCGACGAAUCUGCAGACUACAUCUGCCCCGUAGAGGGCGGAUUGCUGACUGUGAACGGGAUUUCAAGGACGCCCUCCGCAGCACUCAAGGGUAUCAGCCCCAACUUGGACAGACAAGCCAAGAAGCUCGAUCACGACGAGGGCAAGUUGUGGCGGACUAACACAAACAAUUGCUAAGAGAAUCACAGUGGUCAGCUUCACAAGAAAUCCCCAAAAAUGCAUUGCUGGACAAUCAUCAUGUAUUUAUUAAUCACAAAAUCUAUGAAUAUAUUAUCUAUGAAAUGAAUGUGUUAAGUGAAAACUGCAUUCCUUUUAUGGUUGUUCCAAAUAUUCCAUAUGCUUUAAGACCUUUUUGAAAGUCUGGAUGUAUAUCUUCAGAUAUGAUGCUUUAUUCAUAUUCUACAAAUGAGUUUACAGAGCACUUUUGCAUCGGACAUUUGUGAACAUGGCUUUUUCAAAAUGACAAAUGCAAACACCGGCUUGUUACUACCCAAACCGUUUUGCCUUAAUUCCCAUAUAACUAACGCUUUAAAGGCCUUACCAAAAUCUUUUGAGAAGAAACAAGGAUUUACCUCAGAACUGAUAUUUCUCCUUGUGUACUUUCAUCCAUGUACUGUUGUAAAUAAUAAAUUAUUGCUCUGUUGUUUUA
Syngnathus acus (greater pipefish) is the source of this 3580-nucleotide messenger RNA. RefSeq names its product PPFIA binding protein 2a (gene ppfibp2a). Gene Ontology annotation, cellular component: presynaptic active zone. Lineage: Eukaryota; Metazoa; Chordata; Actinopteri; Syngnathiformes; Syngnathidae. Bases 502 to 3108 code for a protein of 868 amino acids. The record is from RefSeq and is a predicted model, not a curated record. Gene Ontology annotation, biological process: neuromuscular junction development. Gene Ontology annotation, molecular function: protein binding. The transcript is spliced from 22 exons.